Messenger RNA from Tripterygium wilfordii, 2349 nucleotides. RefSeq names its product molybdenum cofactor sulfurase. The transcript has a single exon. Bases 140 to 2185 code for a protein of 681 amino acids. The record is from RefSeq and is a predicted model, not a curated record. Lineage: Eukaryota; Viridiplantae; Streptophyta; Magnoliopsida; Celastrales; Celastraceae.
UAUGAUGGAUAUGGUCCACUUCAAAGUAAACUGACCAGUUCAAUACGUUCAUAUGGAGGCCUCCUUACGAGCCAUCAUGUCCCAAAUGGAUAUUAAUUAACAAUACACAGACAUAUUUCUUUAUAUAAACCAUGAAAAGAUGGUUGAAAGAAACAUAGAAACAAACAAGGAAACAAAGGGGAAAACCAAUCAGAAAGAAAUCAAACUGUUGAGAGGAGAACAAGAAAUGCAAUCACCUUGCCUUAAAGAAGCCUCACAGGUAUGCCUUCAUGGUUGCUGUCCAUCCCUUUUCCUCAAUCACUCUGGGCACCAGACUAGAGUUUCCAAGUCCAGAAGCACCUCGGCAGCGUGCAGGCGAAACUUUGCUGCGACGACCACAUCUUCAAUAUUCCCUGACACGGAAUUCACCAACCAUGAGUCCCUCCCAUCUUUGGAGGAAUCAUUCACAGAAUUUAACAAGGUGUACGCUCAAUAUUCUGAGACCUCCCAAGUUGAUCAAAAACGAGACAAAGAAUAUUAUCAUCUUUCCCUCUCCAACCACACCUGCCUUGACUAUCUUGGCAUUGGCCUCUUCUCCUACAGCCAGCUACAAGAACAUGACUCCUCGAAAGACGAAAUUGAUGCUUCUACUUCAUCCCUAUCACCUCCUCCAAAUUUUGAUAUUCCCUUCUUUAGCGUUUGCUACAAGACGGGGGAUCUGAAGACGCAGCUACUUCAUGGGGGUGGAGAGUCAGAACUGGAAUCUGCAAUGAAGAGAAGGAUCAUGAGUUUUUUUAAUAUUUCUGAAAACGAAUACAGUUUGGUUUUCACUGCCAACAGAACAUCAGCUUUUAAACUAUUAGCGGAAUCUUACCCAUUCCAGUCAAGCAGGAAACUUUUAACAGUUUACGAUUAUCAGAGCGAGGCUGUUGAAGCUAUGAUUACUAGCUCUGAGAAGAAAGGAGGCCAGGUAAUGUCAGCCGAGUUUUCAUGGCCAAGGCUAAGAAUCCAUUCAGCGAAGCUGAGGAAGAUGAUUGUAACCAAGAAAAAGAAGAAAAAAAGGGGACUUUUUGUCUUCCCACUUCAUUCUAGAAUCACUGGAGCCAGAUAUCCGUAUCUGUGGAUGACCGUGGCACAGGAAAACGGCUGGCACAUCUUAAUUGAUGCUUGUGCUUUGGGACCUAAGGACAUGGACAGCCUUGGCCUCUCCCUAUUCCGUCCAGACUUCCUCAUUUGUUCCUUCUACAAGAUAUUUGGGGAAUGCCCCUCUGGGUUUGGAUGUCUGUUUGUCAAGAAAUCUACAGUUCCAAAUUUGGAAGCUUCAACAAGUGUGGGGAUGGUAAGCCUCGUCCCUGCAAAAAAGCUAUUUUCACUGCUCGAAGAAUCAUACAGUACUGACACAGAACACGGAAUGGAAUCUAAAAUGGGGUUGGAGACGGAUGAUCUAGAUACAUCGAGCUCUUUUUCAGGUCCAAUAUCACUUCUAACAACAAAGUCAGGUAAAAUGGAGCACGGAGAAACCUCUGAGUUAAACACUACAGAAGUAACUGCAGAAAGUAAAGUGUCAGAGACUUCUGAAAUUGCCGAACCAGAGAAGCCCGCUGAAGCAAGCCAAAUUGGAAUUGCAAAAAAAAACAAAAAGACUAGAGUUGUGAUCCAAUGCAGGGGCUUGGAUCAGGUUGAUUCGUUGGGAUUAAUACAGAUCAGUAACCGGUUAAGGUGCCUUAUCAACUGGCUAGUGAACGCUUUGUUAAAGCUCAAGCAUCCUAACACAGGGGGAAUUUCCCUAGUCAGGAUAUAUGGACCAAAGAUAAAGUUUGAUCGGGGACCUGCAUUGGCAUUCAAUGUGUUUGAUUGGACGGGAGAAAAGGUUGAUGUUGCUCUUGUGCAGAAACUAGCUGACCGAAAUCAUAUAUCUCUCAGCUAUGGAUUUUUGCAUCACAUCUCGUUCUCGGAUAAAUACCAAGAAGAUAAGACAAGAGUCCUAGAGACAAGAUCAAAUGGAAGAAAGGGAAUGGCUAAAAGCAAACCGAAAGCGAAAGCUGACCUCGGAAUAACAGUUGUUACAGCUGCACUUGGGUUCCUGGCCAAUUUCGAAGACGCUUACAGGCUUUGGGCAUUUGUUGCUCAGUUCCUGGAUGCAGACUUUGUGGAGAAGGAGAAAUGGAGAUAUACAGCUCUUAACCAGCAAACCAUUGAGAUUUAGACAGUGUGAUUCGUAUGAUCUUUCAGAUAAUGAAGUUUAUUGUAAUGGAGCCUUGCACAGUCUGCUCAAAUCUUUGUAUCUAUAACGCACAAAUGAUCAAAAGAAAAGAGACGUAAACGAAAUUUAAUUAUAGAACAAUACAAAAUUCAUAAUCUUGCGGUCAA